Abrus precatorius (Indian licorice) is the source of this 1869-nucleotide messenger RNA. RefSeq names its product selT-like protein. Gene Ontology annotation, biological process: cell redox homeostasis. Bases 46 to 762 code for a protein of 238 amino acids. NCBI's taxonomy places the organism in Eukaryota, Viridiplantae, Streptophyta, Magnoliopsida, Fabales, Fabaceae. The record is from RefSeq and is a predicted model, not a curated record. The transcript has 3 exons. Gene Ontology annotation, molecular function: thioredoxin-disulfide reductase (NADPH) activity. Gene Ontology annotation, cellular component: endoplasmic reticulum membrane.
GCUGAAACAAUUUGGUUGAUUCAUUCAUUUGUUCCAGCCACAGCUAUGGAUCGUGCUCAGCUUCUUUUGCUUGCUUUGCCUCUCUUCCUCUUCUGUUCUGAUAUCAUCUCCCUUUUCACUUCACCGCCGCCGCCGCCACCCCACCACCGCCAUCACCACCCGCACCACCACCACCACCACCCCCACCCCCACCACCAUCACCACCCCCACAAGCAUCACGUUGACCCUGUAACCAUAGAGUUUCCCUCCGAGAAACCCAACACCAAUAUUCCAACUGCUGGUCUUGGCAACACUGUCAACAUCAAUUUCUGCACUUCUUGCUCUUACAAGGGAACGGCAUUGACAAUGAAGAACAUGUUGGAGAUUGCUUUUCCUGGAACUGAGGUUAUUCUUGCAAAUUAUCCCCCAGUGCUUCCGAAGCGUCUGCUGAGCAAAUUGGUUCCAGUUGUUCAGAUUGGUGUUAUAGGGGUUGUUGUUGCAGGGGAACAUAUUUUUCCAAUGUUGGGUUUUGUUGCACCUCCUCCUUGGUAUUACAACUUGCGUGCUAAUCGGUUUGGAACCAUCGCUAGUGCAUGGCUUCUUGGGAAUGCCUUGCAGUCGUUCUUGCAGAGCACUGGGGCAUUUGAAGUUUACUUCAAUGGUGAACUGGUUGGUUCCUUCCUUCUAUCUUUUAUUUUCUUAUAUUUAUUGGUAGACAUUUCUUCCCUAGUUGAGCCUCUGAUUUUUCUCUUAGGUAAAUGCAAGUUUUGUUGUGCUUUUUGACUAUGAGGGCACAUGUAAUCAAUCAAAAUUGGAUAGAUGUCUCACAUGAGUAGGCUUAUCAACGUUUUUACCUUUUUACUUGAUUCCUCCGGUUAGCUGAAGACUCAAUUUGAAAAUUUUAGUUACUGUGAUAUAAUAUUAAAAUGCCAUCAUUAUAUUUGGCUACACUUGUUGCAUUCUUAUCAAUUAUCACUCUUUUUGCAGAGGGUUCUAUUUUAUUGUUGAAUGCAUAUUUAUUGAGUAAUAUUGUAUUUAAUAAACUAAAACUAGUUUAAUAUUUCUGCUGCAAGAUUGGGGCCACAACAGUUAAAUGAAAAAAUCUUUUGUUAACUUAAGCCAAAUAACUACAUGGUGGUCCCUUUGAUAUACUUAUUUAAACUUUUGUAGUUUAGAACAUCUGCUUUCAGAUUACUACAUGCCUUUUCUGGGUGUUUGGGGGAGAGCUGUUUUCUACCUUGCUAUCAACUUUCAACUGAUUGAGUGUUUGGCCUUGCUGUAUAUUAUUUGAUUAUGAGGUUUCUUGUGUUUAAGGUAUAUAAUUUGUGGAUCUUUACUAUAGAGUUUAUUUGUGUAUACCCUAAGAAUUGGACCAAUGGUAAAUUGAUCAUGAAUACACGUUUUUUUCUGUUUAAAGUGUUACUCUAGAGUUCCUAAUAUGGUGGUUAGAUGGCAGGUAAGGUAAAUAUGUGUCAUCUUCAAUGUUUUUGAAUUCUUAUUUAUCCUUUCAAACUAUUCUACCCUUGAAGGUGUUCUCUAAAUUGAAGGAGCGAAGGUUUCCCGGAGAGAUCGAGUUGAAGGAUUUAAUUAGCAAAAGGAUAGCUAAUUCUGUACAUGUCAAUGGUGUGCAUAGUUGAGGUCUUAGCUUAUCUGCCUUUUGUGGAGACAUGUUUUGAACGGUCAUAAAUGAUGUAACUGAACCUGCCAUUGCAUUGUUGUAGAGGUUGGUAUACAGAUAUCAUAGGAAUAUCAUGUUUUAAGUUAUCCAGUGUUUAUACUGACUAGAGCAUGAACUUUCUGUAUUGGAAGAACCAAGUAACUGCUGAAGGCAAAACUCAGUUAAUUUCAGUUUGUGCAGAGUUUACAUCUUAUAAAAUUUUGUCCAUUGUG